AACAUCAAAACAUAUCACUUUCAAAUGUUCAAAAUUAUCUCGAUCUUUAACUUCCGCACCAAAGCCACUUCCAAAUGUACCUAUUUUAAUCCUAUCUCUUCUAGAACAACGAGAGAGGUUACAACAUAGUUGGUCUUAACUAUUACUUUGCAUUUAGUCACAAAACUUGUAUGUUUUUGAUCAAAUUAUAUAAACAUAAGCUUUCUUUUCAAUGUUCAAAAGAAAAGCUGAUAUGAUAAAGUGAAAAAGAAAUUGAGCAGAGAGAGACGUUAGUGGAAGAAGAACUGAAAGAGAAAGGCGGGCGACCUUUGCUGACCCUUCAAGUCUCUCCCUCCCUGCAUGUCCCCUUUUCCAUUUUUGAACUGUUUUACACUUUACGCUUCUCUCUCUCUCCCAAUUCCACCGUUCCGGUACCGGAAAUUCAACAAACUUCCCUAAUAUUUCUCUAUCACAAAUUUUAAAACAGACCCACAAACACUGCAGCUUACUAGCUUUAGUUUUAUGUCUUUAACUUUUGUUUUCAAGAUUCUUGCUUCACACUUAUUAUUCAACUAUUUCAUACUUGGGUUUUUCUAAAGACUUCAUUUUUAGCUUUAAAAAAAAACUUUUUUUUUUUUGGGUUUUGCGUAUGGAGUAUUAAGAGGAAGAUUAUGCUGUAUUAGGGCUUGAUUAGAGGUAAGGAUUUUAGGAAUGGAGUCGAAGAUUUGCAUGAAUGGACUGUGUGGGACAACUUCUUCAAUUGAGUGGAAAAAAGGGUGGCCUUUGCGAUCUGGUGAAUUUGCGACCCUCUGUGAUAAGUGCGGACUGCAGAUGGGAUGAAUUGACCUAAUGCACCUACUGGGAGCAAGCUUUGAUUCCUACGGUUUUCAGUCUAACUCUUCGACUGGUAGAAUACAUCCAAAAUAUGUAGUCCCCUUCAAAAGGAAUGCUUAUGAACAACUACUCUUCUGUGAUUUAUUCCACUCGGAGGACACUGGUUGGAGGGAGUGCAUUUCAUGUGGCAAGCGUCUUCAUUGCGGAUGUAUUGCUUCUAGCUCUUUGCUAGAGCUGCUCGAUAGCGGGGGCAUUAAUUGUAUCAGCUGUGUGAGGAGCUGUCAGCAACAUGCUACCCCAAAUCAUGAGAAGCCUAAAGCUUUUGGAACUUCUAUCUCAAACAGUGUUGGUGAAACAGCUUCCACUUCUCUGGGCAGUCAGAUAAAUGGUUCAGAACCAAAUAAAAGAGAGGGUUCUGACAGUAUUGAUCCAGCACUUCUGCUCCUACACCAGAAUGACAACACCAAUAGUCCUAUAGGCCAAAUAAAAAUGGAAGAAACCUUCCAUCCUGCUGGAGAAUCUGGAAGCACUUUUUCAUCAAAUUUGUUUCAGGCUUCGGCGGAGUUCUCUAAAAAUGCCAAACUGGAUUCAUAUAACGGAUACAAAGGAGUUGUAGAGAUUCAUGGAUCAACUGUGCAAACAAAUUUAAGCAUAGCUCUGUCUGCACCUUCACCGAACUCAAAGCUCUUUCCUACUACAUUGGAUGAGGGGGACCUGAACAAGACAAUAUCUUCCUUGCAGCAAGGGUCUAGAUCUCGAAAUCUAUUGCCCAAACCCCCAAAAUCUGCCUCUGCUUUGGGACCGGAGAUGAAUGCUGGCAUAAUUUCACAGAUUCGUGUUGCCAGACCACCUGUUGAAGGUCGGAUUAAGAAUCAGCUGCUUCCACGCUAUUGGCCAAGGAUAACAGACCAGGAGUUGCAGCAAAUAUCUGGAGACUCAAAUUCCACCAUCAUACCAUUAUUUGAGAAGGUCCUGAGUGCAAGUGAUGCAGGUCGAAUUGGCCGUUUGGUGCUUCCUAAAGCGUGUGCUGAAGCAUAUUUCCCACCAAUUUCUCAACCAGAAGGCCUUCCUCUGCGGAUUCAAGAUGUGAAGGGCAAAGAAUGGGUAUUCCAGUUCAGAUUUUGGCCAAACAACAACAGCAGGAUGUAUGUUCUCGAGGGUGUGACCCCUUGCAUACAAUCUAUGCAAUUACAAGCCGGAGAUACAGUGACUUUCAGCCGCAUGGAUCCAGAAGGAAAGCUUUUAAUGGGGUUUCGUAAAGCAUCAACUGUUAAAAUAACUCAGGAAAAUCGUCUGUCAGCCAUACCCAAGAAUGUUUUCUCUACUGAACCCACCUCCUUCUCAGCAAUGCCUGAGAAUCUACCUUUGAUGAGUGGUUAUUCUGGCCUUCUUCAAUCAUUUAAAGGAAGCAGGGAGUCUUCUGUGAAUUUAUCCUCGAAGCAUUUCAAUAGUGGUGAUUUUAGCUGGUACUUAACGGAGAAGAACGGAGGCAGGAAUGCAGAUGGUGCCUUCUCCCCUUCAAUGCCUGUAUCAGAGCGUAAAAGAAGUCGUAAUAUUGGGUCAAAAAGUAAGAGACUGCUCAUUGAUGCCCACGAUGCUUUGGAGUUGAAGCUUUCAUGGGAGGAGUUACAGGAUAUGCUCCGACCACCACUGAGUGUUCAGCCAACCACUGUCACCAUAGAGGACCAAGAAUUUGAAGAAUACGAACAACCACCUGUUCUUGGGAAGAGGAGUAUAUUUACUGUCCGCUUAUCUGGGGAGCAGGAGCAGUGGGCUCAAUGUGAUAAUUGCUUUAAGUGGCGAAAGUUGCCAGCUGAUUAUCUUCUACCUCCUCAUUGGACAUGUCAGGACAACAUUUCAGAUCAUAGCAGGUCCUCUUGUUCCAUCCCAGACGAUUUAACACCCAGAGAGCUUGAAAAUCUUUUCAAAAUGGACAAGGAUUUCAAGAAACAAAGAAGUGCAGCAGGCCAAAGGAUAACACAGGCCCAUGAUUCUUCUGAUUUAGAUUCUCAAGCAAAUGGAAUAAGCAUUGCUGGUGACCUAGGAGAGCCUGGUCCCGCAUCAGUUGCAACAACAACUAAACACCCAAGGCAUCGACCUGGAUGUUCUUGCAUUGUGUGCAUCCAGCCUCCCAGUGGGAAGGGCAAACAUAAUCCAACAUGUACUUGCAAUGUCUGCAUGACAGUGAAACGUCGUUUCAAGACACUUAUGAUGCGCAAAAAGAAGCGUCAAUCAGAACGUGAAGCGGAACUUGGCCAGAGGAAUCAACUUAUGUGGAGUUCCAAGGAAGAGACUGAAGUGGACAGCUUCUCUAGACCAGUGAAACCAGAAGUUGAUCCUUCAGAGAAAGAAAGAUCUGGAAGCGAGACACUGGCGAGGGGCCAUAGCAGCUAUCAAUUGCAGAAGCUUCCGGAAAUAAGUAAGUCGCAAUUAGACUUAAACUGUCACCCAAAUCGUGAAGAUACCGGUUCAUCUCAUAUUAGCAUGAUGUCUCUUCUUCAGCAAGCAUGUCUGCCGCUAGAGACAUAUCUGAGGCAGAAUGGUCUAACAAGCUUAGUUUCUGAGCAACAAGGGAGCUCAGGGUCCCAAGGGUUGCCCCAAGACACCAGAGAGAGUGACCUACGCGUCCAAGAGGAUCUGUGCCUUGCUUCUACUGCUCAAGAGCAAGAGAAGGAUGUCCCCAAGGAAAACUCUGAACCAGAUCAAACUGGAAAAGACCAAUGAUGAAACAUGAAAUCCUUUUGGUUGCUAAUGCUCCUUUCUAUUCUUUUUCUUGAUGGACCAACAAUACAGAAGAUUUCCACUACCUUGUUGAUAUCUUGUAGUUAUUAGGAGUAUGUGAAGCAAGUGGAUGUUAAAAAUAUUUGUGUUUAUAGGUUGUACUAUGUGUGUCCUGCAAAAUAUAUUUAGAUGAUUUCCCUCAUGAGUAACAACUUUUAAAGGUCAUAUAAUUUCCAAUAGCCCAUGAUGUAUUUGCUUGAUAUCUUUUGUUGGAUUAAACACUUGUGAUGGACAAAGGAGUUGAAAAGAAAGUCACUAAUAUGUAUAUGAAAAAUUGAAAUUGUUUCAACAAA
Solanum lycopersicum (tomato) is the source of this 3887-nucleotide messenger RNA. RefSeq names its product B3 domain-containing transcription repressor VAL2. Gene Ontology annotation, molecular function: DNA binding; zinc ion binding. The record is from RefSeq and is a predicted model, not a curated record. NCBI's taxonomy places the organism in Eukaryota, Viridiplantae, Streptophyta, Magnoliopsida, Solanales, Solanaceae.